UGAAUUAACAUGCAAAAUAAUUAAAGUUUAUAGACAAAAAGAAUUAAUGAAGAAGAUCAGCUUAACAAGUAACCUCAAAAUCAACACAAAUCCUUAAAAGGUAAAAAAUAAAAGACAAGAAAACAAGGUGAAAAGACAGACCUGCUGGGAGCAGAAUUUUAUUCAUUAACAUCAAAGUCAAAUUAUAUAUAUAUAUAUAUAUAUAUAUAUAUAUAUAUAUAUAUAUAUAUAAAAUAAGGUAUAGUAGGUAUAUAGCUGGUGGUAAACGUAAAUACUCAAUCGGGGGGAGUUUUUCGUAAUUUGAUCAUACCUUAAGGUUGGCCGUAAGUUGCCCUAAUUAAAGAAUUCAAAUGUUGAAAUGAUGACAGGGGCAAAAGGAAUGGCUUCGUCGUCGAGCACGUACAACCCACCAUGCGCGGCGUGCAAGUUCCUGAGGAGAAAGUGCACGGCCGGGUGCAUAUUCUCCGGCUACUUCCCGCCGGAGGAGCCUCAGAAGUUCGCCAACGUCCACAAGAUCUUCGGCGCGAGCAACGUGGCCAAGCUCCUCAACGACCUCCUCCCCCACCAGCGCGACGACGCCGUCCAGUCCCUCGCCUACGAGGCGGAGGCGCGUGUCCGCGACCCCGUCUACGGCUGCGUCGGCGCCAUCUCCUUCCUCCAGCGCCAGGUCGACCGCCUCCAGAAGGAGCUCGACGCCGCCAAUGCCGACCUCAUCCGCCUCGCCGCCGCCUCCUCCCCUUCUGUCCACAUGCCGCCGCCGCCGCCCCACCAGCGUCCGGCCGAGUUCGGCAGAAGAUUCGGCAACGACGGAGGCGGCGGGGGAAGAUUUUAUCAAACACCUGGCUACCAAAUUACGUACAAUGCAUCUCCGUGGGCGGAUAUUUAUAACCCUCAUGGAGGAGGGUUUGAUGGUAAUAUUUAACAAGAUUUUCUCUUCUUCAUCAUCAUCAAUUUCUUCAGUGUUUCUUUCUCUCUCCUCUCUUUCUCUCUCUAGGGAAAUAAUCUGCUGCUUCUGCUUCUGCUUCUGCUGCUGCACAAAGCUAUAGCUUCUAUUUUCCCUUUUGAAAUAUUGGUAUGCAAUUUUCUUUCAUAUCUAUUAAUUUCUGCUCAUGAUUUUUCUAGCUACCUAUUUAAAAAAGAAGCACUUUUAUUAUUUAUUUAGUGCAAUAUUUGUAUGUAUUAUUUUAUUUAAUUUCUCCUUUUUUAUUAUAUAUUAUAUUUGAGACAUGAUUUUAGAGCUUGGAGAGUUGGCAAUUUAUAUAAGUUUGAUGCAAUUUAUAUACCUUCAUAUAGUAGGGUCUUUGUUUAUACAAUCACACACAUAUAC
Erythranthe guttata (spotted monkey flower) is the source of this 1327-nucleotide messenger RNA. RefSeq names its product LOB domain-containing protein 25. NCBI's taxonomy places the organism in Eukaryota, Viridiplantae, Streptophyta, Magnoliopsida, Lamiales, Phrymaceae. The record is from RefSeq and is a predicted model, not a curated record.